Molecule: messenger RNA, 567 nt
Organism: Phaeodactylum tricornutum CCAP 1055/1
Lineage: Eukaryota; Bacillariophyta; Bacillariophyceae; Surirellales; Neidiaceae
Exons: 2
Coding region: 160-567 (135 amino acids)
Source: RefSeq, a predicted model, not a curated record
CGAUGAUGGAUAGGGAAAACGUGAUUUUGAUUCUUCACAAGCCGCUGACCUAGCAAUCGCGACAACAAAAAAGAUUAGCAUUGUGUCGAAAGAGUUCAGUCGAGACAAUUUCAUCUGUCAACUUCCGCUGAUUGCUCUUGUACAAGUCCCAUCUUUGUCAUGAAGCUAGCCUUACUUUUUACGGCCGCUCUCUAUGCGACGUCGGCUACCGCCUUCUCAGUCGCCCCAUCUAUCCAACCACGCAGCAGUGCCGCAUGUACCACCUCUACGGCACGUUCCAUGUUUGGCGGUGCCGGCGAAGGAAUGCCGAACGAAGACGAUCCGGAGCAGCUUAAGCAGAUGGAACAGGCUGCCAAAUCAAUGGGAAUGAAUCUGGAAGAGUAUAAACUCGGAAUUAGCGCCCGUGCACGUUUAACCAAAGAGUUGGAUGCUGCCCGUAUCACCAGCGGGAACAAGGCCAAUGUGUCCAUUGAAAGGGAUGGAAAUAAUCCUCCCAAGCUGCUGGAAAUCUCUAUCACUGAGGACGGAAAAAAGCUGGGAAAGGAAGCUUUAUCGAAAGAGCUAUGA